This is a messenger RNA of Glycine soja, 1981 nucleotides long. RefSeq names its product aspartic proteinase-like protein 2. NCBI's taxonomy places the organism in Eukaryota, Viridiplantae, Streptophyta, Magnoliopsida, Fabales, Fabaceae. The record is from RefSeq and is a predicted model, not a curated record. Bases 304 to 1749 code for a protein of 481 amino acids. Gene Ontology annotation, biological process: proteolysis. Gene Ontology annotation, molecular function: aspartic-type endopeptidase activity. The transcript has 10 exons.
UUUUAUUAAUGGUUUAAGCCAUUUUUAUUAAUGGUUUUUCCCCUCUAAAAUACAUCAUACAUCGUACAAGACGUGUCGUUUGCCGUUGAAACCGCGAAAAUUCCCUCUUUUCUCUCUUUCUCUUUCACACGUCUUUGUUUUACAAAGCGGCUUCGAUUUAUUUUUGUGUUUGUUUCUUCCCCUUUCCCUCUUCUCUGUUUUCACCGACCCUUGUUUUCUAUCUGGGUCGGCAAAUGGUUUUCAAUUAGUGUUUCUGUGUUGUUUCUUCAUUGUUGCUUUCUCUCGAAGCUAGCUCAACCCGAGAUGGAUCUGAGAGAAAGUUUGGUACUUCUUCUUGUGGGGUCGUUCGUCGUGCAAUUUUGUUGCAAUGCCAAUGCGAAUUUGGUGUUCCCCGUUGAGCGCAAAUUCAAAGGUCCCGUUGAAAACCUCGCUGCUAUCAAAGCUCAUGAUGCUGGUCGCCGAGGUAGAUUUCUCUCUGUCGUUGAUGUCGCUCUUGGUGGCAAUGGCCGUCCUACUUCAAAUGGGCUGUAUUAUACCAAAAUUGGGCUUGGCCCAAAGGACUACUAUGUGCAAGUUGAUACAGGAAGUGACACUCUGUGGGUGAAUUGUGUUGGCUGCACAGCAUGUCCCAAGAAAAGUGGUCUUGGGAUGGACUUGACCCUCUAUGACCCUAACUUAUCCAAAACUUCAAAGGCGGUUCCUUGUGACGAUGAAUUUUGCACUUCCACAUAUGAUGGUCAAAUUUCUGGCUGCACAAAAGGCAUGUCCUGCCCAUACAGCAUAACUUAUGGAGAUGGAAGUACGACCUCUGGGUCCUAUAUUAAGGAUGAUCUUACAUUUGAUCGAGUUGUUGGUGAUCUCCGUACUGUGCCUGAUAAUACCAGUGUGAUUUUUGGGUGUGGUUCUAAACAAUCUGGGACAUUGAGUUCAACUACUGAUACAUCCCUUGAUGGAAUAAUUGGUUUUGGACAAGCAAAUUCUUCUGUGCUUUCACAGCUUGCUGCAGCUGGAAAGGUGAAAAGGAUAUUUUCACACUGCCUUGACAGCAUUAGUGGAGGAGGAAUAUUUGCCAUAGGGGAAGUGGUGCAGCCAAAAGUUAAGACAACUCCAUUGUUACAAGGAAUGGCACACUACAAUGUGGUUUUGAAGGACAUAGAGGUUGCUGGGGACCCUAUACAGCUCCCCUCAGAUAUAUUGGAUUCUUCAAGUGGGAGGGGAACAAUAAUAGAUAGUGGUACAACCUUGGCUUAUCUUCCAGUCUCAAUUUAUGACCAGCUAUUGGAGAAGAUUUUGGCUCAGAGGAGUGGAAUGAAAUUAUAUCUUGUUGAGGAUCAGUUUACUUGUUUCCAUUAUUCUGAUGAAGAAAGUGUUGAUGAUUUAUUUCCAACUGUAAAGUUUACCUUUGAGGAGGGGCUUACUCUGACAACUUAUCCUCGCGAUUACCUAUUCCUGUUUAAAAAGGACAUGUGGUGUGUUGGCUGGCAAAAAAGUAUGGCACAAACUAAGGAUGGAAAGGAACUAAUUCUUCUUGGAGAUUUGGUGCUGGCAAACAAAUUAGUCGUAUAUGAUCUUGACAAUAUGGCCAUUGGAUGGGCUGAUUACAAUUGCUCUUCAAGCAUCAAAGUGAAGGAUGACAAGACUGGAUCUGUAUAUACAAUGGGUGCACACGAUCUUUCUUCAGCUUCUACCGUGCUAAUUGGAAAAAUAUUAACGUUCUUUGUGUUGCUUAUUACCAUGCUAAGCACUUAACUGAUAUCGAGAGAUGGCAUUUAUUUCAUUUCGUUGUAACAUAAUUCCUUCAUUCCUUGAAUGGUGGUGAGCUUGAUGUGAAUAAAUUAACCAUUUCUCGUCGUGUUCAUAGAAAUAUAGAAGUGAGAAAGGGAAGAGUUUUCAAAGUUCUUUUCAAUUUCCUCCUUCCUGUAUAAUGUUUUAAAUGGGGAAGGCAAAAUAUUCUAAUGGAUGCGAUAUCAUUUUUUUAUUA